AUGACACAGGACAACAAACCUGUUCCUGAUCCGUCUUUCCGUUUCACCGAUUCACAGGACUGGUUCUCGCAUAACAUCGAGAGUUGGAAAGCGCUCUUGCCCAUCGUCACUAGAAACGAUCCCCGCAUUCUCGAAAUCGGCUCUUGGGAGGGUCGUUCCGCCGUGUUCCUCGCCACCAACCUCUGCAAAGAUGGCGAGAUCGUAUGCAUUGACCAUUUCGACCUAUUCAACACAGACGCCGGGAAGGAGCGGUACGAGCGCAUGCAGCACAACCUGGGGUUGACAGGAAAGCGCUUCCGCAUCCUCCCAGAGUUCAGCUUCCCUGCGUUGAUGAAGUUGCUCGAAGAGGAGAUGGGAAGGGAGGAUCCGGGUUACGACUGGAUUUACGUGGAUGGAUCCCAUCGCGCAGACGAUACCUUGUUGGACGGGGAGUUGGCCUGGCGAUUGGCGAGGAAAGGAGCUGUCGUCAUUUUCGAUGACUACCACUGGGACGCUACACCUGAAGACUCGGCGGAGCACCCCAAACGCGGCAUCGACGCUUUUCUGAGCCUCCACAGAGGGGAGUACGAUAUGCUUUCUCGACCUGAGAACUACCAAGUCGUACUGAAGAAGACGUCCGAGAUGCGCAUCGGGUUCCUCAUCCCCCACUCCCAACCCAUCACAGCGACUCAGGUCGCAGCCUUCGGAUAUAGCAUCAACAUCGCGACUGCGACGGAUUCUUCAUAUGCGAUGCCAGCCUCGGUGUUGCUGGCUACUCUUGUCAAGCAUACCCCUGGCCGGAUUUCGAUCUACGUUGGGGAUUGUGGGAUGACCGACCAAGACCGCGACAUGAUGGAGAGGUCCCUUCCGAAGCGCGACGACGUUACGAUGGUAUUCAUUCCACUCGGGGACGAGACUUUGGCGAGGAAGUGGAGCGGGAAAUGGGCGAAGGUGGAUUUGUUGGCGAAGCUUCCAGUCGAGAGGGCGCUUUACCUGGACGCGGACAUCUUAGUUAGGCGUGACAUCAGCGAGCUCUGGCACACAGACCUGGGAGACAAAGCCAUCGGCGCCGUAAUCGACGUAGGCUAUCCGAUGGGUUGCUCGGGACUUCCUCGCCGGGAGUACUUCAACUCGGGUGUCCUGCUCUUGGACUUGGCGAAGGUCAGAUCCAAGUUGACAGCAACGUUCGACCAGCUCUGCGAGCAGUUCCAAAAGUCCGACCAGGAUGCGUUAAACGCGCAUUUUGGGGGUGACGACUGGAAGUCUCUCAGCCUCCAGUGGAACGCUCAAGGACUUGGGACCUACGCCUCGUCCUAUGCACCCGAUCGCCAUGUCGUCGACCUCGCACAAAUGGACAACCCAGCCAUCGUCCACUUUACCGGUCCUCUUCAUCCCUCCCUCGCUGAUGUCCUGAACCCAUGGGUACAGCCCUAUACAGCGAAGCCGUGGGGAUACGCAGGGAGCCCUGGUCACCCAUUUGCUCAAGAGUGGUUCGAGGCUUUAUCGGAAACCGUCUGGAUGCCCUAUUACGAGGACAAGUGGAAACAAGUUUGCCAACAGGCAAAGGAGAGCGCGAUUUCGAAGGCGACGGAGGAUUUCAAGGCUAAAGUAACCUUGAAUUAG
Molecule: messenger RNA, 1602 nt
Organism: Coprinopsis cinerea okayama7#130
Lineage: Eukaryota; Fungi; Basidiomycota; Agaricomycetes; Agaricales; Psathyrellaceae
Product: glycosyl transferase
Exons: 1
Coding region: 1-1602 (533 amino acids)
Molecular function (GO): glycosyltransferase activity
Source: RefSeq, a predicted model, not a curated record